AUGAGUAUGGAUGACCUUACAAAUAUACUCAUGCCUGGGAUGGGGCUGGAGGACGAAGAAGAGAUGUGUGAUGAAGACAUGCUCGCGAAUCAUCGAUUGGCGAAGAAAAACCUGAAGUUUAUAGUGGCCAAGAUUCCCGCGAAGGCAUUCAAACAAGGCCGGAAGCCAUCGAUCUGGGACAUAUACACGAGUUCUCCAAGGGUUAUCGCGUACUGCUGCCCAACAAGACUCGACUUGCGUUUCGUCUUCUCGUGCUACGACCAACUCUCCGACUUGUGGUUCAUCGCCAAACCAGGGCAGGAUGUCGACGUCAACCGUGCCAUAUGGUAUUGGGGCAUGGACAAGUCCCACUCUUUCCUGGCGGAGAACCGAGGCAUCUACUACAACCUCCUGGUGAUGGUGUUUACCAUUGCACACUCACGCGCCGGAUAUCCCACGCCGUGGAUCGCGCCGGGAACCGAACCUUUUGUCAACCAAUUCGUCGAAGCCUGGGUGGCGUACGUGAUUCCAGGAGAGAACUUCAGCAAGCCAGAGGAAUUCCUGGCAACGUGGACGGAAGGCAAGACAGACUUGAUGGUUUUCACAGAAGGGCAACUGGAUGCCAUGAAAUUUUGGCCUAAAGGGAUGAAGAAGAAGAAAGCACUAAACGACUUGUUGUGGAAUCCGAUGGAUUUCCUCGUCCACGGUCCCGGUCUCCUGACGCAGAGGCAGAUGGACGAGUACGGAAUGUUGCUCGCCUAUGAAUUCGUGAAUAAGGUACUGUGCGUGGGAAAGAAGGCACAAGAUAGAUCGCCCGGUGGGAGGAUGGCGGAUCCUGUGGUUAAACACCUCCUCCGCAUCCAAGACGUUAAUUGGAAGGCGCCGCUCGUGCGUGCGCUCGUGGAGGAUGAUGACGACAUGGAUCUGGAGAGGCAUACAACCGGGCAGAAACAGCGGGCGGAAGCAUGGAUGGAUUCGACUCAAGCUAUCGCAAUGUUGCAACAACAAUUGGGUGAUCGGGGUCAGGAAUAG
Molecule: messenger RNA, 1011 nt
Organism: Aaosphaeria arxii CBS 175.79
Lineage: Eukaryota; Fungi; Ascomycota; Dothideomycetes; Pleosporales
Exons: 2
Coding region: 1-1011 (336 amino acids)
Source: RefSeq, a predicted model, not a curated record